Molecule: messenger RNA, 2766 nt
Organism: Antechinus flavipes (yellow-footed antechinus)
Lineage: Eukaryota; Metazoa; Chordata; Mammalia; Dasyuromorphia; Dasyuridae
Gene: GYS1
Product: glycogen synthase 1
Exons: 16
Coding region: 98-2308 (736 amino acids)
Biological process (GO): glycogen biosynthetic process
Cellular component (GO): cytoplasm
Molecular function (GO): alpha-1,4-glucan glucosyltransferase (UDP-glucose donor) activity
Source: RefSeq, a predicted model, not a curated record
GGGCCGCAGGGUCCGGCUGCGGCUGCGGCCCGGGGCUCACAGCCUCUGCCUCCACCUCUGCCUCGGGGCGCCCCGCGCCCCGCGCUUCCUCGCCGCCAUGCCGCUCAGCCGCAGCCUGUCCGUCUCGUCGCUGCCCGGCCUCGAGGACUGGGAGGAUGAGCUGGACUUGGACAACGCCGUGCUCUUCGAGGUGGCCUGGGAGGUGGCCAACAAGGUGGGGGGCAUCUACACCGUGCUCCAGACCAAGGCCAAGGUGACCGGGGACGAGUGGGGGGACAACUACUACCUGGUGGGGCCCUACACGGAGCAGGGCGUGCGCACCCAGGUGGAGCUGCUGGAGCCCCCCACCCCGGCCCUGCGCAAGACCCUGGACUCCAUGAACAGCAAGGGCUGCAAGGUGUACUUCGGCCGCUGGCUGAUCGAGGGCAGCCCCCCUGUGGUGCUGCUGGACGUGGGGGCGGCUGCGUGGGCCCUGGAGCGCUGGAAAGGGGAGCUCUGGGACACCUGCAGCAUCGGGGUCCCCUGGUACGACCGCGAAGCCAACGACGCCGUGCUCUUCGGCUUCCUCACCACUUGGUUCCUGGGCGAGUUCUGGGCCCAGAGCGAGGAGAAGCCCUUCGUGGUGGGCCACUUCCACGAGUGGCUGGCCGGCGUGGGCCUGUGCCUGUGCAGGGCCCGCAAGCUGCCGGUGGCCACCAUCUUCACCACGCACGCCACGCUGCUGGGCCGCUACCUGUGCGCGGGGGCCGUGGACUUCUACAACAACCUGGAGAACUUCAACGUGGACAAGGAGGCCGGGGAGCGGCAGAUCUACCACCGCUACUGCAUGGAGCGGGCGGCCGCGCACUGCGCCCACGUCUUCACCACCGUGUCCCAGAUCACGGCCAUCGAGGCUCAGCACCUGCUGAAGAGGAAGCCGGAUAUCGUGACCCCCAACGGGCUCAACGUGAAGAAGUUCUCGGCCAUGCACGAGUUCCAGAACCUGCACGCCCAGAGCAAGGCCCGGAUCCAGGAGUUUGUGCGGGGGCACUUCUACGGCCACCUGGACUUCAACCUGGACAAGACCCUGUACUUCUUCAUCGCCGGCCGCUACGAGUUCUCCAACAAGGGCGCCGACGUCUUCCUGGAGGCCCUGGCCCGCCUCAACUACCUGCUCAGGGUGAACGGCAGCGAGCAGACGGUGGUGGCCUUCUUCAUCAUGCCGGCGCGGACCAAUAACUUCAACGUGGAGACCCUCAAGGGCCAGGCCGUGCGGAAGCAGCUGUGGGACACGGCCAACACGGUGAAGGAGAAGUUCGGGAGGAAGCUCUACGAGUCUCUCCUGGUCGGCAGCCUCCCGGACAUGAACAAGAUGCUGGACAAGGAGGACUUCACCAUAAUGAAGAGGGCCAUCUUUGCCACGCAGCGGCAGUCCUUCCCCCCCGUGUGCACCCACAACAUGCUGGACGACUCCUCGGACCCCAUCCUCACCACCAUCCGCCGGAUCGGCCUCUUCAACAGCAGCGCCGACCGCGUCAAGGUGAUCUUCCACCCCGAGUUCCUCUCCUCCACCAGCCCCUUGCUCCCAGUGGACUAUGAAGAGUUUGUCCGGGGCUGCCACCUGGGAGUCUUCCCCUCCUACUACGAGCCCUGGGGCUACACGCCUGCGGAGUGCACGGUCAUGGGCAUCCCCAGCAUCUCCACCAACCUCUCGGGCUUCGGCUGCUUCAUGGAGGAGCACAUCGCAGAUCCUUCAGCCUAUGGCAUCUACAUCCUGGACCGGCGCUUCCGGAGCCUGGACGACUCGUGCACGCAGCUGACCUCGUUCCUCUACAGCUUCUGCCAGCAGAGCCGGAGGCAGCGGAUCGUGCAGCGGAACCGCACCGAGCGGCUCUCGGAUCUGCUGGACUGGAAGUACCUGGGCCGGUAUUACAUGUUCGCCCGCCACAUGGCCCUGGCCAGGGCCUUCCCGGACCACUUCACCUACGAGCCCCACGACGCCGAUGCUACCCAGGGCUUCCGGUACCCCCGGCCGGCUUCCGUGCCUCCGUCCCCUUCGCUGUCCCGCCACUCCAGCCCCCACCAGAGUGAAGGGGAGGAAGAAGAAGGGGAGGAGAACGGGCCCCAAAAGUUGGACUUCGAGGAUGGGGAGCGCUACAAUGAGGACGAGGAAGCCGAGAAGGACCGGAGGAACAUCCGCGCUCCCGACUGGUCCCGGCGGGCCUCGGCUGCCAAGCGGGGCUCUGUGGAUACGGCCCCCUCCAGUUCUCCCAGCACCCCCAGUGAGCCCCUCAGCCCUGCCAGCUCCCUGGGCGAGGAACGUAACUGAGGAGGGCUCCCCGCUCCAAAACCCACGGCCCCUCACCGGGCCUUCUAGAGCCUUCCUCCCCAGGGAGUCCUGGGCUGUUGCUUUGGAGGAUCCCCUAGACCUCCCACCUUGUGGCCAGUCUGCUCUAAGCCCCAGGAGGUCCCCGGGACCCCGGUGUUCUAGAGAGCGGCCCGACUGGCUUAGCCCACCCCGUGGUACCCUCUGCGCCCCAUGGGACCUGGCACCCUCUCCUGGUGGCCGCCCUGGCUUGGGGCAGCUCCACCCACAUGCACUCCCACCCCUCUGCCAGUGCCUCCCCUGCCUGGCCCCACCCCCCGAUUGCCCUCUGGCUCCCCCUGCCGGUGGGCAGGGGCUGCUGCGGCAUUCACCGUGGGGUCAGUGGCCGCUUCUCCCUCCAGGAGUGAAAGAAGGCUUAUGUAUAUUUAAAGAAUAAAAGAUUUUCACAGGGCCGCCCUCCA